CUGUUGCACAUCCAUUUCCAUUUCUGCCAAAUUUAGCGAAAAGAUUCCACAGUCGCCCAUGUUUAUUGUUUACGCGGGGGAAGGCGCGCGGUUUCGAUGUCGACGACCUUUCACGCUUUCGCCUUUCGCUCUUUCGUCGUUAGUCGUCGUGUCGUCAUCAGUCGUGAACAAAGUCAUGGAGCAAACGGAGCGUUAGAAUGUGUUCUUAACUGAUCUACGCGUUCCGUGAACGCGUAGCAUGUCACUUGAUUUGUGCUCGCAGGAGCAUGUCUCCGCUGUUGAUUGUCAAUUACGGCACUGGAAGUCGCAUGUUAAUGUGUACACUUCUAUGUGUAUUCAUUUUAUUUAUGUCGAUAUCUUACUACACCACCGUGAUCAUAGCAGGUCAAACAGUUUUUGUUAUUGGAGACAACAUUUGGAAGCUGGUCCAGCCCGAAGGACAUUCAUUUGCUUUGCGUACGCUUCUUGAAAUUCUUCACUUGGGAACAUGUGAAAUAUCCGAGGAAAUAGGUUCAAGAGAAAAUGUUACUCUUCACGCACAGUUCAAAGGAAUUGACUACAGUUCUUUGUCAAGAGACAUAACAGAGGCGCCUUUGGACCCUUCAGGGAGUUUUCGCAGCUUAUACAAAUGGAUGCAACCUGCAGUCAAAGAAAAGGCCUUCCCGCUGAACGCGUUUAGGUUCUUCAUGCCAACCUCAAGCCCUAUCCUCGGGUAUACAUGGUGGCUUAUUGGCCCAGGAACACCUGAGCAAUUGGACAACUUCCGCUAUGAACCAUCAACAUCAUCCUCAAAAGCAGAAAAUUUUUUUCAUAACCUCUUGUCCAUGUUCCACUCAAGUGUAUUCCUUCUCACAAGGGCACAACCAAGAGGAACGGUUGUGAUCGUCUCAGGAAUAGGAAAUGGAACUCUCGAUAUUCGCUUCAGGAUGCAUGCAGAAUUUCAGCUGAGCGACCCUCCCCAGCUUCCGUUUUGGUUUACUCCGAGCCAGUUCAGUGGACGUGUUGUUCUUGCAGACGAUGGCAAGAUGUUAAAAUAUUUUCACAUGAACGUUCCUGCUAACAGACGACAUAAUGUUGAUCUAGAAUGGCUGACCAGACAUGGCAGAGAUAAUGGCGAAAGCAUGGAAGUGGACAUAGGAUUAGUUCCUGAAAUGUUGUUAUACUUCGUUGGUAACGAGGAAAUAUCGGAUGAUAUAUGGGACCAGAAGUUAGAUGCCCACCAUGCUCAACAACUUCUGGAUCAGGCCUUGUAUCGUUUCUUAGAGGUGCCUUAUUAUAACAUUAGUACAGCCCUACGAAAAGCAUCAGUCACAAAGAAGCUGCUCCACGUCAUUGUCUCCUGGGGAUCCUUGGAUGACCAGUCCUGUUGAGGAAGUGGCAGGACUCUACGUGAUGGACCACUUGCAGGCCGUAGAGUUCUGGACUUGUUGCACAAGCAUUUUGUUAGCUCCUGGAGCUUACAGCUUGAUAUGAUGGACAGCAAUAAUAAAGAAAGCAUAGAAGAAGCCCUCGUGGCAGCAUGCCGUAAGGGCUAUAGAUUUCCGGUACAAAUUUUCACUUUCCUUCCAAAUGCAACUUUGCUGAAGACCCUCAACGUGAACGACCUUCUUGAUAUUGGCAUCAUAGACGAAUCCGAGUUCUAUGGAUUCAGCGAUCCCCUCGAAAUGAGGUAUUACCGUUUCCUGGAAGACUCUGUUAGAGAGGCAGCACACAAGUACAAAGUUACAACAACAACAGUGUAAUGCGCACCACACCCUGUGGAUGACAUGCACUCUGCAGCUCCAAGCAACGAUUAAGUGCCUCGCUUUUGCCCACUACGCUGCUCAAGACUUAUACUGCGCACAAGGCGUAUUUAUUAAUAUUUUCAUUACCCUGUCAAGGUAUUUUUUUACAUAGAUAGUACUUGAGCCUCAUGUUUUCAGGGUUAAACCCAGUAAACUCUAGUUGCUUACCCCUCCCCCAACCCAAUAUGCAUCGUCAACGCUUACGGUAACACCCGAAAAAAUAUAUAUAUAUAUAUUAUCUUGCCAAUCCAGCCACCAAUACAGUCACUGGGAAAUGCUGAGCCUCUUGCAUUCACAUGAAAUGCGAGAAGAAUUUUUUUAUUUUCCACUUGAAAAGGUGCCUUUCCACCCAAUUUUGCCAUUUUACAAAUGACCUACUAGAGUAUAACAGCCACGUCAUAGGUACCCCUUCCCAGCGCCACAUUUGGAAGCUAGCGGUGGCGCUACUCAUCGGCCCAGUUAUUGCUUCCUCAAUUUCUACAAUACUUUGUACUUCAGCUUACCUUUAUAUUUUUGUACAAGCGAUGGAUGUCCCACGGGAGAUGCUCCUUUCUAAAGUUGAUUAUCAUCAUCAUUCUGGGCGUUUUCAUAGGAGCGGUUGCUGUCGUCUGCUACGGUUGUCGUAUGUCCGCUUCUGCACGUUCAGAAUUCAAAUUUCCAUUGUCAAAUCAUGAUGUAGAUCUCGUGGGCCGAUGAGUAGCACCCCUAGCGAAUCGUGCGGAUGGGCUGCUGAUAGGGGUUGCCGAUUAUGACAUGGUCAUUAUCCACGGUCAUUGUUGUCUAGUAGGUCAUGGUUUUACAGCUCCUGAAAUAAAACGUGAUUUUUGCCCCUGCUCCAAUUUUGGAAAAACACAGAGGUCUGUAAAUACUCCAUGUCCACAUGGCUGCUACUUUCUCUCGGGCCUGUGCAAUACACAAUGCUGACAACUGCAGAGCCACAUGUUAUUGCAUCAAGAGUUUAUAAAACUUUGUGCACAUCUGUUUUUAUUGCUGCUGACGCACAAGCACUGGUGUCCUCCUGCAUAGCAGGUACACACAAAACACUGUUGGCAACAAUGUGGUAGGAAGAGAGAGGUUUCUCAUAAUGAAGCCGUUUCUCGAAACUGUAACACUACAGAGGGAAGUGGUGGAUAGCCAGAAAUUAUUUUCCUACAGAAAAUAAAGAUCAAGACAUUUUAUUUGCAAAAA
Molecule: messenger RNA, 2972 nt
Organism: Ornithodoros turicata
Lineage: Eukaryota; Metazoa; Arthropoda; Arachnida; Ixodida; Argasidae
Product: selenoprotein N-like
Exons: 8
Biological process (GO): calcium ion homeostasis; skeletal muscle fiber development
Cellular component (GO): endoplasmic reticulum membrane
Source: RefSeq, a predicted model, not a curated record